CAAGGUCUCACUUGAAACAACUUUAGAAUAAUUCAGAAUACAGCUUGUCUGCAAACAUUUCCCAGCUUCACCAUGACAAAUUGUUGGUUAGACCUUUAGUUUUUAAGUCCAAGCCUCAACUUUUCCACAUUCAGAAAUUAAGCUGUUUAAUUUGCUCAUGUGAUGAAAUGAGUUGUAUUUCACUCAUUCCAGAAGAAAGAGUUCUUGUUGUUACUUUUUACUUUCAACCCAGCUAGCUCUUAUUGUCCUUAUUGUUUAAAGCUGGUAGUUGUAUUCAUUGACUUGGUGUUUGCUUUUUCUGCUUGCUAUAAAAAAACACAGUCCCACUGCCAAACAUUUCUUUCAGCUUCAAACACUCCAGAGUGAAAAUUCGAACCUCAGGAAACAGGCCACAACCAAUAUAUAUCAGGUGCAAACUGGUUCAGAGUACACAGACACUUCCAACCACUCUUCCUUAAAGCGACGUCCGUCUGCCCGGGGCAGUAGGCCCAUGUCCAUGUACGAGACGGGAUCAGGGCAGAAACCAUAUCUCCCAAUGGGAGAAGCAAGCGGCCCCGAAGAGAGCAGGACGAGACUUCAGCCCUUCCCCGCACACAUUGGGAGGAACGCGCUUGUGACCUCCUCUUCAUCUCUGCCCUCCUUCCCCUCCACACUUUCCUGGUCGAGGGAUGAAAGCAUCCGAGGGGCAUCCAGGCUGGAGAAGCAGAACAGCACACCUGAGAGUGACUACGACAACACUCCCAACGACAUGGAGCCAGAGGACGCAGGGUCAAGCCGAAAGGGAAGGCAAAGAAGUAUGAUUUGGCCAGGUGAUGGCUCAGUACCGGACACAGCAGAACCUCAUGUGGCCCCAAGCCCCACCCUCCCCAGCACUGAAGAUGUCAUCCGGAAGACUGAACAGAUUACCAAAAACAUACAGGAGCUCUUAAGAGCCGCCCAAGAAAACAAACAUGACAG
This is a messenger RNA of Carlito syrichta (Philippine tarsier), 957 nucleotides long. RefSeq names its product ARF GTPase-activating protein GIT2-like. Gene Ontology annotation, molecular function: GTPase activator activity. Gene Ontology annotation, biological process: brain development; regulation of ARF protein signal transduction. The annotation marks the transcript as partial. The record is from RefSeq and is a predicted model, not a curated record. The transcript is spliced from 4 exons. Lineage: Eukaryota; Metazoa; Chordata; Mammalia; Primates; Tarsiidae.